Syzygium oleosum is the source of this 2141-nucleotide messenger RNA. Its product is annotated as senescence-associated carboxylesterase 101-like. The coding region runs from base 56 to 1951 and encodes 631 amino acids. The record is from RefSeq and is a predicted model, not a curated record. NCBI's taxonomy places the organism in Eukaryota, Viridiplantae, Streptophyta, Magnoliopsida, Myrtales, Myrtaceae. Gene Ontology annotation, molecular function: carboxylic ester hydrolase activity. Gene Ontology annotation, biological process: lipid metabolic process; defense response. The transcript has 4 exons.
AAGCAAGAUUCAGAGUCCCCGUCUCGAGAUUUAAGUCGUCUGGUUUGGGUUGUCGAUGGGGAAUUUAUCGAGCAAACGGCCAUUUGCUUCCGACUGUUUCAACUCUCCAAAUCCGAAAAGGCGCAACUCAAACGGCAUCGACUCGCCGGUUCCGGAAGAACGACAGCCCAAUAACGAAGCUCCGGCUAUGGACCCUGCUCAAGCUGCUAAACCUCUAUUCAGCAACGGACUCGAUUUGGCGAACUUGGCCGUGUCCUCCGAUAUUCUUUCCAAAUCGUGGGCUGCAAUCUCUGAACUCCAGUCCCAGUUUGACCGCAAUCACCAAGGCCCACCGUCUUCUGACGCCGUGAAGAUUCAAGAAUUUGAACACCCGGAAUACAAAAUCAUUGCUUUGGUGACCCCACCAGUUGCUACCAGUGAUCUCCAAGAAGAGAGCGGUUUGGUCCCUUCUUCUUCAUCAGAGGCCUCUGAGUUUAAGUUUCUCUGCUCCAAGGACAACCCGCGUUUUGCCAUAAACAAAGCUGCGAUUUCUCUGUUCAACUCUCUCCAAAAGAAGCUCUCUUCCCUGAAAGAACAGGUAGCAACUUCCUCCAAGUCUAUUCCACACAUUAUAACAGGAGACUGUUUGGGUGGAUCCAUUGCCUCUCUUUUCACGUUAUGGCUCCUACGCACGCUCGAUUUAGCAACCACAAAGUGUCCACUUUGCAUCACAUUCGGUUCGCCCCUCAUUGGGGACGGUGGCUUCCAACAAGCCAUAUCACAAUAUUCAACCUGGAGUACUUGCUUCUUGCAUGUGGCUCAUAAGGAUGACUCUUUCCCGAAACUCUUUCACCCGUUGACCAUGGAGCAGAGUCCAUACAAGCCUUUUGGUACAUUUCUUGUGUGUUCUGAAUCGGGUGGUGCAUGUUUCGAAGACCCUAAAUCCAUAAUUAAGUUGCUUGCCCCCAGGAGCUCCGAAAGUGCCCAAGCUUUCCAUUAUAAGAGCAUCAUUAACUGUCUUGAACGGCAAUCGAUUUGCAAGAACCAUUCCGCAUUUAGUGCGUAUGAUACCGAUUCAUUUAAAGCUGGGAUAACUGUGCAAGUUGCAGCAAUUGGCCUUAUGCAAAAUCAGCCGCAGAAUAUGGAUAUUGAUGCUCUGUUGAGGGAGAUAGUCCAGUUGGAAAAAGAUGUCCUAGAGCAAAAGAAUCAAGUAUUUGAUCCUGCAAAGAGUUUGAACGACAUGAAAGUGUGCCUGGCUAAUUUGGAAUGGUACAAGAAGAAAUGCGAAAACGAUGGUCAGGGUUCUGGUUACUAUGACAGCUUCAAAUACAAAAUGAAUAGGCGUGACUAUACAGCCGUUCAGUUCGUAAAAUCGCUCACGAUUUACUGGGAACGCGUGGUAAAAGAUGCGGAGGAGAGGCCUCAGAGAGAGGGAGCGCCACUGCGGACCCGCUGGCUCUUCGGAGGGACAAAUUACCGCAGGAUGGUCGAGCCGCUCCAGAUAGCCGAGUACUAUAAAUGGGGCAAAAGAGGUUACAUAUCUCAAGGGAGAUCCAAGCACUUUAAACUAUUGGAACAGUGGCUGGAUGAACAUCUGAAACAGUCUGCGAAGAGUGUCCCUAACAAAUCAAAAAUGAAGAAGAACAUGGUGAGUGUCACGGACGAUUCAUGCUUCUGGGCACACGUGGAGGAGGCACGAAUAUCGUGCAGGUUGUUGAAAAGCGGAGGAUUGAACAGUGCUGAAAUAGAAAACUUGGUCAGGUUCGAGGAGCAUGUCAUGGGUUUGCUCAAGAACUAUGCUGUUUCUCCUGAUAUUUUCUUGGAUAGCAGCAGCUACAUGCAAUGGUGGAGGGAGUAUGAGGACAUGUUGGGGAAGCAAAUGAUGGGAGCUUCUCACAACUCGGACCUUGCUCGUUUCAUGAAGGACGGAGACUAUCACCGGUAUAAAUCAGGUACCCCAGUAUUCGCAUGAUAAAUGAACAAACUGGGUAAUUUGAAUGUAAAUUAUAGUGUAUCAUAAGAGCAAUAAUGUGCCGGUUUCACUCAUUGUGUUGAUUUUGCUUUGCUUCAAUCAAUUUGGAUUCUCAUUGGACCAUUGGUCAUCAUGAGUUCAAAAAUUUGAUUCCGAAGGCAAUAGUUUGUGUUUGCUCUGCCUUUCUGUA